GUGGCAUCAUUUUAAACUAAAAAACGUGUGGAGCUGAUCAAGUUUUGUGUUUUAGGUGGAAGAAUUUUCGGUGCACUUGUAUUUUAUUGAAACCAAAUAUAUAAAAUGACGAAGAGUAAGAAUUCUGACUUAGAGAAGAAUAAUGUGAAAGCAAACGUGCUGGAGAAAAGCAAAAAAAUUAAAAAGGAUAAGAAAAAGGGCUUGGAGGACAAGAAGAAGUUAGAGCAGGCCGUAACUAAAAACAAUGAGAGUCACAUUGCUCCUUCAAACGGAAGUCCUGAUGCAGGUGCUAUUGUUAAAUCUAAGAAGCCAAAGAAAAAUAAGUCCAAACAAAACAAGGCAACAGAUAACGUUUCUCCAAAGGAUGGCGGUGACAAACCCAUAGAACCUAUCGAGAAGAAAAAGGCUAAAAAAUUAGCAAAGAAAUUAAAGAAAAAAGAAAAGAAGGAAGCUAAAAGGGAUGAAGUUGUCAAACAGGCACCAAAAGGAAAAUCAAAACCACAGUUGGAAAAGGGCGAUAAAUCUGAUACUAAAGAAAAAAAGGAACAUGAUCAAAUCAAAGCUGAAUGCACUGUUUUUGUUGGAAAUUUACCAGUGAACACUAAGCGUGUUCAAUUGGUUCGUCUGUUCAAAGAUUAUGGGCCAGUUAAUGGUGUUCGUUUUAGAACAGCGAAUGGAAAAGUACUGUUUAAACAUAAACAUCGAAGAGAGGCAGGUACACUAAGCGCUUGGAUAGUACUUAAGGAUCCCGACACUGUAACACGUGCAUUGGCUUUAAAUGGCACCGUUUUCAAAAAUAAUCACAUACGUGUAACACGUGGAGAUGUAAAGAGUGCAAAUACGGAUUCGAAACGUACGGUUUUUGUCGGUAACCUAAAGUACAGUGCCAAUGAAGAGAAGCUGCGUGAAAUAUUUUCCGCUUGUGGAGACAUUGAUUAUGUGAGAUGUCUAAAUGAUGAUAAAGGUUGUAAAGGUGUAGCCUAUGUUUGUUUCAAAGCGCCAGAAGCCGUAGGAUUGGCGUUGGAACUGAAUGAAACUGUACUAGACGAACGUCCAAUUCACGUUGAACGAUAUUCUGUUAAAAAAUUGGGUGCAAAGAAAACAAAGGAUGUAACAGAAGUAGAGAAUAAAAAGAAACCAGCCGGUGGAAAAACUCAGAAAGACAAAUCCAAAAAAGUUAAAGGAGAUAAUCCAAAAACUAAGCAAGAUGCUGAUACAAACAAAAAAUCAAAGUUUCGCGGUGUCAAAGUCGAUGGUACCCAAGUAAAGAAACAAAAGAAAAAGGUGACAAGUCAAAUGCAGAAAUUAGCCAAGAAGAUUGCGCCUAAGGAAAAAUCUUAAUAUAAUAAUCACAUCGUAGUUUAAAAAAGUACAAACAUAAUUUGUAUUUUAGAGCUAGUAAAAAGUAACACAUGUACAAGUUAUGAAAAUUA
Zeugodacus cucurbitae (melon fly) is the source of this 1433-nucleotide messenger RNA. RefSeq lists its product as uncharacterized. Lineage: Eukaryota; Metazoa; Arthropoda; Insecta; Diptera; Tephritidae. The transcript is spliced from 3 exons. Gene Ontology annotation, molecular function: RNA binding. The coding region runs from base 106 to 1341 and encodes 411 amino acids. The record is from RefSeq and is a predicted model, not a curated record.